Messenger RNA from Thalassophryne amazonica, 4552 nucleotides. RefSeq names its product mediator complex subunit 23 (gene med23). NCBI's taxonomy places the organism in Eukaryota, Metazoa, Chordata, Actinopteri, Batrachoidiformes, Batrachoididae. Gene Ontology annotation, cellular component: transcription regulator complex; mediator complex. Gene Ontology annotation, biological process: positive regulation of gene expression; regulation of transcription by RNA polymerase II. The coding region runs from base 1 to 4146 and encodes 1381 amino acids. The transcript is spliced from 31 exons. The record is from RefSeq and is a predicted model, not a curated record.
AUGGCGCUGUCGAUGGAAACGCAGCUGCAAAGCAUCUUUGAAGACGUGGUGAAAACUGAGAUGAUAGAAGAGGCAUUUGCUGGGAUGUUCAUGGACACUCCUGAGAAUGAGAGGACCAAGCUGACGAGCUGUUUGGGAGCUUUCAGGCAGUACUGGGGAACACUGCCUCAGGAGUCUCAUGAACAGUGCGUACAGUGGAUCGUGCGUUUUAUCCACAGCCAACACAGUCCCAAGAGAAUCUCCUUCCUCUACGACUGCCUCGCCAUGGCUGUGGAGACGAAUCUGUUACAGCCCAGGAUGGUGUGUGUAGCACUGACAAGCUCUGACAGUUUGGAGUGGGAGAGGACUCAGCUAUGGGCGCUAACCUUCAGACUAAUCCGAAAGAUCAUCAGUGGAGUAGACUACAAGGGGGUUAGAGAUCUGUUGAAAGCUGUGCUGGAGAAAAUUCAGACCAUUCCGACCAUAAUCAGUUCAGCUAUCGUCAAACAGCUGCUGGCAGCCAGAGAGAUGGUGGAGUACAUCCUGGACAGAAACACCUGCCUCCUACCAGCCUACUUUGCAAUCACAGAAAUCAGAAAACUGUAUCCUGAGGGUCAGCUCUCACACUGGCUCCUUGGAAGUUUGUUGUCAGAUUUUGUUGACAGUUUCAGACCCACAGCCAGAAUUAACUCAAUCUGCGGUCGCUGCAGCUUGUUGCCUGUGGUUAACAGUAGCGGCGCCAUCUGUAACUCCUGGAAAUUAGAUCCUACGACCCUCCGCUUCCCACUGCGCGGCAUGCUGCCAUUUGACAAGGACCUGUUUGAGCCACAGACAGGUUUGUUGCGCUAUGUGCUGGAACAGCCAUAUUCCAGAGAGAUGGUGUGCAACAUGUUAGGACUCAGCAAACAGACUCUGAACAUUGCCCAGCAAAAGCAGCGUUGUCCGGUGCUGGAGGAGCAGCUGGUGGACCUGGUGGUGUAUGCCAUGGAGCGCUCCGAAACUGAGGAACACUUUGACGCCGACAUCGGAGGGACGAGCCAACUGCUGUGGCAGCAUCUCUCCUCCCAGCUCAUCUUCUUUGUCUUAUUUCAGUUUGCAAGCUUUCCACACAUGGUGCUGUCGCUGCACCAAAAGCUUGCAGGCAGAGGUCUGAUUAAAGGCAGAGACCACCUGAUGUGGGUCCUGCUGCAGUUUAUAUCAGGAAGCAUUCAGAAGAACGCCUUAGGUGACUUUCUUCCCGUCAUGAAGCUCUUUGACCUGCUCUACCCAGAAAAGGAGUGCAUUCCAGUUCCUGACAUUAAUAAGCCCCAGUCCACUCAUUCGUUUGCCAUGACCUGCAUCUGGAUCCACCUGAACCGCAAAGCCCAGAACGACAAUUCCAAACUCCAGAUUCCCAUACCUCACUCUCUGAAACUGCACCACGAGUUUCUGCAGCAGUCGUUGUGUAACAAAACUCUGGGAAUGUCGGACUACAAGAUCGCACUGCUGUGUAACGCCUACAGCACCAACUCCAAGUGCUUCACUCUGCCGAUGGGUGUCCUUGUGGAGACGAUAUAUGGGAAUGGAUCCAUGGGGAUCAACCUGCCCGGCACCAACUGCAUGGCGUCAGGAUCUGUCAUGCCGUUACCCAUGAACCUGCUGGAUUCACUCACCGUACAUGCAAAGAUGAGUCUGAUCCACAGCAUUGCCACCCGGGUGAUAAAGCUGGCACAGGACAAGUCCAGCCUUGCUCUGGCGCCUGCACUGGUGGAGACUUACAGCAGGCUGCUGGUCUACAUGGAGAUCGAGUCUCUGGGCAUCAAGGGAUUCAUCAGUCAGUUGCUGCCAAAUGUGUUCAAGUCCCACGCGUGGGGAAUCCUGCACACUCUGCUGGAGAUGUUCAGCUACAGGAUGCACCACAUCCAGCCACACUACCGAGUCCAGCUCCUGAGUCACCUCCACAGUCUGGCUGCUGUACCCCAGACCAACCAGAACCAGCUGCAUCUGUGUGUUGAGAGCACAGCUCUGCGCUUGAUCACGGCGCUGGGGAGCUCCGAGGUGCAGCCGCAGUUCACCCGCUUCCUCAACGACCCAAAGACAGUUUUGUCUGCAGAGUCCGAAGAGCUGAACCGAGCCCUGAUCCUCACCCUGGCCAGAGCUACCCACGUCACCGAUUUUUUCACAGGUUCAGACACCAUUCACGGGACUUGGUGUAAAGACAUUCUUCAGACCAUCAUGACCUUCACGCCUCAUAACUGGGCCUCUCACACGCUGUCCUGCUUCCCCGCCCCGCUGCAGGCGUUCUUCAAGCAGAACAACGUUCCUCAGGAGUCACGUUUCAACCUGAAGAAGAACGUAGAAGAGGAGUACAGGAAGUGGAAGUCCAUGGCUAAUGAGAAUGACAUUAUUACCCAUUUCUCCAUGCAGGGCUCGCCCCCGCUCUUCCUCUGCUUACUGUGGAAGAUGCUGCUGGAGACGGAUCACAUAAACCAGAUCGGCUUCAGAGUUUUGGAGGGGAUUGGAGCUCGUGCACUGGUGGCUCACGUGCGCACCUUUGCAGACUUCCUUGUAUAUGAAUUCUCAACAUCAGCUGGUGGACAGCAGCUCAACAAAUGUAUCGAAAUACUCAACGACAUGGUGUGGAAGUACAACAUUGUCACCCUGGAUCGCCUCAUUCUGUGCUUGGCGAUGCGGAGCCACGACGGCAACGAGGCACAGGUUUGCUACUUCAUAAUCCAGCUGCUGCUGCUCAAGCCCAGUGACUUCAGGAACCGGAUCAGCGAUUUUGUCAAGGAGAACGCGCCCGAGCACUGGCUGCAGAGUGACUGGCACAACAAGCACAUGAGCUACCACAAGAAAUACCCAGAGAAGCUGUACUUUGAGGGUCUUGCAGACCAAGUCAACCCGCCCAUGCAGCUGCAGCCUCAAUACCUGCCCAUCUACUUUGGAAACGUCUGUCUGCGCUUUUUGCCUGUUUUUGACAUCGUCAUCCACCGCUUCCUGGAGCUGCUGCCUGUCUCCAAAUCUCUGGAAACGCUGCUCGACCAUCUGGGAGCGCUGUACAAGUUCCACGAUCGUCCAGUGACCUACCUGUACAACACACUGCACUACUACGAACGACACCUAAGAGACAGAACCAACCUGAAGAGGAAGCUGGUGCACACCAUCAUGCCGUCACUGAAGGAAAACCGAACCCCGGGUUGGUGCCUGAGCGAGACGUACCUGAAGUGCGGCAUGAACGCCAGAGAGGACAACGCCUGGAUCCCUGAUGACACGUAUUACUGCAAGCUGAUUGGACGCCUGGUGGACACCAUGGCGGGAAAGUCGCCCGGUCCUUUCCCUAACUGUGACUGGAGGUUCAACGAGUUCCCCAACCCCGCGGCACACGCGCUGCACGUCACCUGUGUGGAGCUGAUGGCUUUGGCUGUGCCCGGAAAAGAUGUUGGCAACGCUCUGCUCAAUGUCGUCUUAAAGAGCCAGCCUCUGGUUCCCCGAGAAAACAUCACCGCCUGGAUGAACGCCAUCGGACUUGUGAUCACCGCGCUGCCUGAACCCUACUGGAUUGUCCUCCACGACCGCAUCGUGUCUGUGAUCGGUUCUCCGGCGCUGACGACAGAGACGCAGUGGGCGGGUUAUCCCUUCGCCUUGCUGGACUUCACAGCGUGCCAUCAGAGCUACAGUGAAAUGAACUGUAGCUAUGUGCUAGCCUUAGCGCAUGCCGUGUGGCAUCACUCGUCCAUUGGACAGCUGUCACUCAUACCGAAAUUCCUGUCGGAGACGCUGAAGCCCGUCGUUCAGACGGAGUUCCAGCUGCUCUACGUUUAUCACCUGGUGGGGCCGUUUCUGCAGCGCUUCCAGCAGGAGAGAACGCGGUGCAUGCUAGAGAUUGGCGUGGCCUUCUAUGAGAUGCUUCAGGCGGUGGACCAACACAGUCAACACCUGAGCUACAUGGACCCGAUCUGUGACUUCCUCUAUCACAUCAAGUACAUGUACACGGGCGACAGCGUGAAGGAUCAGGUGGAGAAAAUCAUUAUGACUUUACGUCCUGCCAUGAAGCUCCGUUUGCGUUUCAUCACACACAGCAGUAAGACAGAGACCUCCUCCGCACAGCCUCCCUCAUCAUCCCUCUCCUCCUCAGCCGCCACCUCUUCCCCCUCCUCCUCACAGCACACGCACGCUCCGAUGUAGGUGGGCUCCGUAAACACAGACAAUCAUGUGACCCGGCUCGCCCAGCAGACUUUGUAACUGUAGUAGAUUUCAGUCCCGGUCAUGUUUGGAAGUGUGGCGACGUCGUGACAUGUGGCGCUAAUCAUCAUGCACAAAGAGCUAACGGGGCAACUGCAAUUCCUUCUCUUUUUCUUUUAAAGUAAAUCAUGACUUGUGUGGCAAAUUCUUUUCUACCAAAGCUAAACCAUGUCCACAAAAACAAAAACAAAAGAAUGCCCACCACAAUCUCAGCUGUGACAAAUUUAUCAAGAACUGAAGGAACCAUUGAACAGUGAGCGUUUACUGCCGUCACAGUAUUCAUGUUGCAAUUUUUAGCAAUUUAUACUCUACAUUUUUUUUAUUUCAAUAAAAAUAUUCUUCACUCGGC